Messenger RNA from Trichoderma virens Gv29-8, 2636 nucleotides. RefSeq lists its product as uncharacterized. The coding region runs from base 600 to 1784 and encodes 394 amino acids. NCBI's taxonomy places the organism in Eukaryota, Fungi, Ascomycota, Sordariomycetes, Hypocreales, Hypocreaceae. The record is from RefSeq and is a predicted model, not a curated record. The transcript has 2 exons.
GAUCAACUGCGCAACGCGAUGCUCGCAAUCGGCAGAUUCUGGGCGACAAUCAUGUUUCUGUGCUCUCCUGCAUGGAGCUGACGCCCUUCCGCACCCCCUGUCGUUUUACCUGGUGCAGAGUGGUCUGUGGUCUCAUGGAUCUAGGAUCUAUUUGCUGCUAGCGUCCUGCUCCCAUUCAGCUCGUGCAAGCCACCAAUCCGACGAGACAUCGUCCUGCGGUGAUGGCACCUCUUCACACAACACCCAUGUCAUACCAUAACCAGUCUUUUUGAACUAGUAGGCGAGCUAACUUGAGGCUGAAUGGAGCGGAGGAUGGAGUUGUACCAAUGCAAGCACCAGGAAAGCGGCUGGGCAGCUACGAUUCAUCAGACCGACGGAGACUAUGCUGCAGUAGCUCAGGCAUAUUUUGUGCUUUCUCUGCCCAGGUCCCCUUGUGCCGUUACUGGCGCGAUAAAACCAUUUGGGCGUGCCCCCAACACGAACUGUUUCCCCUUUCUUCUGCUCCUUCUUGUCCUCAGCACGCGGUGAAGCCAGCUUCUGAGACACGGCAUUGUCAAUCCGCUUCUCGAGAAACAGUACCGCUUUGAAGCCUAGCCAUCAUGAACAAGGCAACAAGUGUUUAUGCCGCACUUGCGGCCCUACUGGCUGCUGCCGAUGCUCGCAACUUGAACCAGCUUCCUAGAGCAACUGCUGCUUCCGACUAUGCCUUUGAUGGCUUCUCCCCCAAGCCAACUGAAGCUAUCAAUUUCCCCUUCCACCAAGCUCUUCAGCGCCGCGCCGGCUCAUCAUCAUCAAGCGUCGAGACAGUCUAUCUUGCCCCUGAUGCCACUUGUGGCUACAUCUCUGGUCUUGCUGGCGCGGGAUACACAUGUGGCGUCUCAGCAACAUGCGUCUUCUUCACAUCCUCGGCUGCUGGUCCGGGACAUGUCGCCUGCUGUAACUCGGUAGACUGCAAUGCCAGAAACGUUUGUAUCGACUACGAAGGCUACUUUAGCUCGAGCAAGUGUAACGAUGGCUGCAAGGUCGAUACUUUCACUCUCAAAUGCACCAACACGGCGCUGCCUUACUGCAACACAAUUUCCUUCCCUGGAGAUAUCAUGGACGUCUUCUGCAACAAUGUUGAUAUCACGGAUGUCCAGGCUGCGCUGACCACAUACCGUGGCGAGGCUUCUAGGAGGUUCACCCCUUUGCCAUUGACGGGCAAUAAUGCUCAGAGCACUAUCGCCACCGACUUUACCUCCUCGCAGACAUCAUCGUCGUCAUCUUCUACCACUACUGGCCCAUCUCCAACAACAACACCUCCUGCUCCCAGUGGCGGCGGCGGCUCCAACACUGGUGCCAUUGUUGGAGGCGUCGUCGGAGGUGUAGCCGGUCUUGGUCUGAUUGGUCUCGCUGCGUUCUUCUUCCUCCGCCGCAAGAAGAACAAUACGGCCGCCCCGCAGGAGGGAAUGGCCCAGGUUCCUCCCGUCUACCACCCUCCUCCUGGAGUGCAGGAGACACCUCAGGGCCAUUACGACCCCAAGUUCGCCGCGGCUACAGGACAAUAUCCUCAGUACCCUCCGCAGCAGGGAUACUACCAGACUACUCCUGAGGGCCACACCAUCUCUACCGUCUCCCCCGUGGAUCCUCGAUUUAGCACUGCUGCGUCAAGCACUAGCCCAGUUCCAUCUGGUGGUUACGUGGCUCCUGGACCUGGAGCCUUCCAGCCCCAGGAGAAUGUUAUCCAUGAGGCUCCGGCGCAGCCUUCAGAAAACCAUCGCGGCGAAAUGCAUGAGCUUGCUUAGAUGGCAGCAAUAAUUAAGCGGCAUGGUUGACGAAGUUAAUAUCAUUCGAGAUGAAAAUGUGAGAUGAGAUGGAAGCAAGUAUAUAUACGUGUAAGUUGGCGUUUGCGGGAUUUGGAACUUUGUCUUUGGCUUGAGUGGCCGGAGUUGAUUAAAACCCUCGGGUCUCUCUUUAAAUACGUUGUUUUACCGCAGAAGGAAUUCAGCGGUCUUAAUAUUGUUCCUCGUGUGGCAUCUUUAAUUAAUGGCGAGGAUUCAUGUUAUUUAUUAUCAGGUCUCGAUUCCCGCCAUUAUGCAUGUCCUGCCUGCGCAUACUUACUGCGCGGCGACAAUCUUUCUUGUACACAAUUGGCAAAGAUGCAGAUGAAAAUGAAAGGGAAUGUGUGAAUACUAUUAAUCUAUAUCAUAUUUCUGAAAACCAUCAACAAUGCCUCGUCCUGUCGUUGAAACAUGGUGGAAUAGCCCACUUUAUAAGCAUUGCUGUUGGUGGGGUUGUGACGGAGUAAAUCGAGGCUUAGAUGUGGAUUUAUGCGAUGAAAUUCCAGAUGAUAAUGCAUGAAUAUGUCUGUGCUGGCUUUAUUUAUGAGAUUGGCGAAUUGCUUGGCGUUGGUUUGUGAAUUGAAGUGUGAAGUUCUCUAUGGUGGCGAUUUUUAAUGCAUUGGCUCUGAGCCAUGGAUUGAGGAAGCUGCCGUGUGUUGAUGCUGAGAGUAUUUGCUCUCAUGUCAUUUGAGUUUAUCGAUGUGUAUUUGCUUCUAAUUGUUGGUAUGAGUGAGAUUAGAGAUAGAAAGUUACAAGUUUGAGUAGUUGCGUCAUCGUCUUUGUUAUCUGUGAUGAGAUGUCAUUCUCUUCAAUUCG